GGCGGGAGGUUAUGUUUACAGCCGUGGAAGGCUUCUGUCGGCCGGCCGUCGGCUUCUAUCAUGUCAGGACUUGCGAGGCACGACACGUACAACGUCCAAAUCAUGCAAAACUGACUCGAUCUGUGAUGUGAAACAUGUACGAUGACCUGGGUCCGGAUUUGGAGGGGUUCGACCUCAUGGACGAGGAGGACCUCUACGACCUGGGCGAGCAGGAGGAUUACAUGAAGAGUCAGACCGUCUACGACGUCUUCCGCUACUGCCUCAAGCCGACGGUGCUCGACGCCUACGCCAAUCUUCUGCACCUCUUCCUCGUCUGCCUCCUGUUCAGAACGGCGACUCAGAUAGCGAGGUUUUCAUCCACGUUCUACCACUUGGCUUCUGCGGUAUCGGGCUCUUACGUCCUUUAUGUUUUCUUCAGUGGGCAUUGCCUUCAUACCAUCGGGAUGGUCCUCGUGUGCUACCUCGCCCUGAAGAAGGUCUCGUCGUCUUUCGGAAGGUACAGGGGUUACUGCAUCGCUGCGGGGCUUUUGACGUACCUCUUCCUCGCAGAGAUGUCACUCGUCAAAUCACAAACAUGGGAGAGGAUCCGUGGUCCCCAGAUGAUGACCGCUAUCAAAAUAAUUUCGUACGCUUUUGAUCUGGAUAACGGGUGCGUGAAGAAACUUAACUUUUUAAACUACCUCGGGUAUGCGCUUUGCCCCGGUACGAGCAUAUUUGGCCCUUGGGUCUCCUAUUCGGACUACCUGGCUUGUCUGGACAACGACCAGUGGGACUUAAAGUGGAUAUACAGGAUAUUCAUGAGCUUUUUAAAAUCGCUGAUAUUCUUCACGCUCUCUGUGUGCAUUCUCGAGUGGGUCGUCCCAGACAACUCUACCCAGCCUUGGUUAAUUUAUAGGAACGCCAUGUCUUUCAGAGUCAGCCACUAUUUCGUGUCGUAUGUUUCCGAGACUUCCGCGUUGUUUUCUGGAUACGUCAAGCGCAUCGACGUGUCCAAACCGAUGAGCAUUGAGAUACCGCACUCGCUCGUCGAGGUCGUCGUCUACUGGAAUUUACCGCUUCAUAGAUGGCUUAAGACCUAUGUUUUCAAAACCACCCUCCAAGCCGGUUCGCUUGUGGCUGUGAUGUCGACGUAUCUGAUAAGCGCACUUCUCCACGGUCUCAACCUGCGUCUUGCCGCUGUAUUGCUUUCUUUGGGCGUCUACACUUACGUCGAACACUCGUUCCGUUCAGACUUGGCGUACAGAUUCAGCGCUUGCGUCAGUUCUAGGUCAUGCUCUGCACCGUGUCACAAGCACAGGAACACGACAAACAAUCUAAUUGUGCACACAGUUAACAAUUUGUUCACCGCAUUGGCCAUGUUCCAUUUGGCUUACCUUGGUGUCCUCAUCGACAUGACAAACUCGAAACAAGUGACUUUAGAAAAUGCAUUUCUCGAAUGGCACAAUGUCAACUAUAUUAGUCACAUUGUUGUUUUAGCCACAUUUAUCAUACAUAAGAUCAUGAUGAUUUUUAUGUGAUUUUCUGUGAUUUAAUUUUUUAUUGUAAUUUAAUAUUUAAAAUCAUAAAAUUGAACUUCGCCUUUGUCUAACAAAUUAUCGCUUGUACUUUCUGUUGUGCCAUAUAUUAUAUAUUUCUAAAAUAACAAAUUCAAUAACUA
Molecule: messenger RNA, 1657 nt
Organism: Cimex lectularius (bed bug)
Lineage: Eukaryota; Metazoa; Arthropoda; Insecta; Hemiptera; Cimicidae
Gene: por
Product: protein-serine O-palmitoleoyltransferase porcupine
Exons: 1
Coding region: 135-1517 (460 amino acids)
Biological process (GO): canonical Wnt signaling pathway; lipid modification; protein palmitoylation
Cellular component (GO): endoplasmic reticulum; membrane
Molecular function (GO): palmitoleoyltransferase activity; Wnt-protein binding
Source: RefSeq, a predicted model, not a curated record